AUGGAUCUUAACCAGGCUGAGAACCCCGAUACUUUUGAAAUUCCACCAGGUUCAAGCUGGACGUGUGAUGGAAUCACCAAUGCCGCCUGCCCACAGCGGGUUAUGAUCGACAUUAGUCAGGGGCCCGGCCGGUCUGAAAAGCAUACUAUGGAGGGCGGAGGUGAUGGCCUACCCAUGAUAGUCGACCACCAAACCGAUGAGCUUCAGCUGGAUCCUAGGCCAUUCCCACGACAAUGUACUUUGAGGUUCCAAUUUCUAGAAAAUGGCCGUUGGCAAGACUCUCGGGUCUGGGACGAGAGGACCAACGAUGAAAAUGGUGAAAUUUUCACAGCCAGGACAGAGGACUAUGAGAGUGGAGAUAGAAAUGACACCGUGUUUACUGCUCGUAUGAGUCGCCGCCCUUGGUAG
Molecule: messenger RNA, 408 nt
Organism: Aspergillus tanneri
Lineage: Eukaryota; Fungi; Ascomycota; Eurotiomycetes; Eurotiales; Aspergillaceae
Exons: 1
Coding region: 1-408 (135 amino acids)
Source: RefSeq, a predicted model, not a curated record